This is a messenger RNA of Cyprinodon tularosa, 1932 nucleotides long. It is a transcript of the gene wars1, whose product is annotated as tryptophan--tRNA ligase, cytoplasmic. The transcript is spliced from 10 exons. Gene Ontology annotation, biological process: tryptophanyl-tRNA aminoacylation. NCBI's taxonomy places the organism in Eukaryota, Metazoa, Chordata, Actinopteri, Cyprinodontiformes, Cyprinodontidae. The coding region runs from base 20 to 1450 and encodes 476 amino acids. The record is from RefSeq and is a predicted model, not a curated record. Gene Ontology annotation, molecular function: tryptophan-tRNA ligase activity; ATP binding. Gene Ontology annotation, cellular component: cytoplasm.
CAGGGUGACAGACGGAGAGAUGACAGACUGCCAAGGAGACGGAGAAGGAGCCAGCACUCCAAUGGAACUGUAUGAGAGACUCGGUGCACAGGGGGACAAAGUCAGAUCAUUGAAAUCAGCCAAAGCUGAGAAAGCUGAAAUUGAUGCCGCCGUCCAGCAGCUGCUGAUGCUGAAAAUGGACUACAAAAAGAUGACGGGUCAGGACUACAAAGCACGAUGCCCACCAUCAGAAGACGUGGCUGUGGCGAACAAUGGGCCCGCAGCAGAUGGCGUCAGUGAGGAGGACACAGUCGACCCUUGGAACGUUUCAACCACAAAUGCCAAGGGAGUUGAUUAUGACAAAUUAAUAGUGAGGUUUGGGAGCAGCAAGAUCGACAAGGAGCUGGUGGAUAGAAUAGAAGAAGUUUGUGGACAGAAGCCCCAUCGCUUCCUAAGAAGAGGGGUUUUCUUCUCACACAGAGAUAUGCAUCAGGUACUUGAUGCAUAUGAGAAGCACAAGUCCUUCUACCUGUACACCGGCAGAGGCCCGUCCUCAGAGGCCAUGCAUGUCGGUCACCUCAUCCCGUUUAUCUUCACUAAAUGGCUUCAGGACGUUUUCGACAUCCCCCUGGUGAUCCAGCUGACUGACGACGAGAAGUACCUUUGGAAGGACCUGACUGUUGAAGAAUGCCACCGCUUUGCCAUAGAGAACGCCAAGGAUAUUAUAGCCUGUGGCUUUGACCUUAACAAGACAUUUAUCUUCUCUGACCUGGACUACAUGGGUGCCUGCCCUGAAUUCUACCGAAAUGUGGUGAAGAUCCAGAAGCAUGUGACAUUUAACCAGGUCAAAGGAAUCUUUGGCUUUACGGACAGCGACUGCAUCGGGAAGAUCAGUUUUCCAGCAAUCCAGGCCGCACCCUCCUUCAGUAACUCCUUCCCUCAUAUCUUUGGAAGCAGAAAAGGCAUACAGUGUCUCAUUCCUUGUGCCAUUGAUCAGGACCCCUAUUUCAGGAUGACCCGUGAUGUCGCUCCAAGGAUCGGUUAUCCAAAGCCAGCACUGCUGCACUCCACCUUCUUCCCUGCCCUGCAGGGGGCGCAGACGAAAAUGAGCGCCAGCGAUGCCAACUCCUCCAUAUUCCUGACGGACACACCGAAGCAGAUCAAGAACAAGAUUAACAAACACGCUUUUUCCGGAGGGAAGGACACUGUAGAAGAGCACAGGAAGUACGGCGGGAACGCAGAUGUAGACGUCUCAUUCAUGUAUUUGACUUUCUUCCUUGAGGAUGAUGAAGAGCUGGAGAAAAUCCGACAGGACUACACCAGUGGAGCUCUGCUAACAGGCGAACUGAAGAAAAAAUUGAUUGAGACUCUGCAGCCGAUGAUUGCCCAGCAUCAAGAGAGACGCAAACAAGUCACAGAUGAAACAGUGAAGCAAUUCAUGACACCCAGACCUUUAAAUUUUAACUUGUAGCUCGGUGGAGCGCCACAGAUCCAUGUUUAUUGUACUCUACUAUUUUUCAUUUAAAGUAAUCUGUAAUGGGUGGAAACAUUGGAAGGAUUGUGUUCUUAAUAAGCAUGGCAAUGUUCAUGUGGAAUCAAAUGCACGUUUGUGUUCCUCAUCUGGAGCUCUCUACAAAGUAAGAGGCAUGUAAUCUAAAAGCUGCUUAAAGACGAACAAAAGAAAACUCAUCUGCUUCGGAGGUCUUCUGUGGAAAAAUUCCUUUUACCAAGAGAUGUUGUAGUCUUGUUUUUAUAUGAUUGUAAAAAUUAGAGGUGUUAUAAUCACACAUUCAUAGCAGAAGAGUUUUAGGCAAUAAACAAUGUGUCAGUGGCUGCAUUUCUAUUCCCAGCAAUAUUCCAAUUUGGGGCAUUUUUCAGAAACGGAACAAUGAAGUUUUGAGCUUUUCAGCAAACAAUUUAAAUGCGUUGGAAAAACUAAAAAAAAUAAUUGGA